Echinops telfairi (small Madagascar hedgehog) is the source of this 12227-nucleotide messenger RNA. It is a transcript of the gene UTRN, whose product is annotated as utrophin. NCBI's taxonomy places the organism in Eukaryota, Metazoa, Chordata, Mammalia, Afrosoricida, Tenrecidae. Gene Ontology annotation, biological process: synaptic signaling. The coding region runs from base 80 to 10204 and encodes 3374 amino acids. Gene Ontology annotation, molecular function: protein binding; zinc ion binding. The record is from RefSeq and is a predicted model, not a curated record. The transcript has 74 exons. Gene Ontology annotation, cellular component: plasma membrane.
UGUCAAGUUGGACCCUUAUGUAAAACUGAAUGCCUUAAAAAGGAGUAAAGUCUUUGGAUUACGUUGAAGCUCAGCAAAGAUGGCCAAGUAUGGUGAACAUGAAGCCCUACCAGAGCAGGGACAAAAUGAGUUCAGCGACAUCAUCAAGUGCAGAUCUGAUGAGCACGACGACGUCCAGAAGAAAACCUUUACCAAGUGGAUCAACGCUCGAUUCUCAAAGAGCGGAAAGCCGCCCAUCAGUGACAUGUUCACAGACCUCAAAGAUGGAAGGAAGCUCUUGGAUCUUCUCGAAGGCCUCACGGGAGCUUCCCUGCCGAAGGAACGAGGCUCCACGAGGGUGCAUGCGCUGAACAACGUCAACAGAGUGCUGCAGGUUCUGCAUCAGAACAAUGUGGAUUUAGUGAAUAUAGGCGGCACUGACAUCGUCGAUGGUAAUCACAAGCUGACUUUGGGACUGCUUUGGAGUAUCAUUUUACACUGGCAGGUAAAAGAUGUCAUGAAGGAUAUCAUGUCAGAUCUGCAGCAGACAAACAGCGAGAAGAUCCUACUGAGCUGGGUGCGCCAGUCCACCAGGCCAUAUGGCCAGGUCAACGUGCUCAACUUCACCACGAGCUGGACAGACGGACUUGCCUUUAAUGCCCUGCUCCACCGACAUAAACCCGAUCUCUUCAGCUGGGAUAGAGUCGUCCAGAUGUCCCCCAUUGAGAGACUUGAACAUGCCUUCAACAAGGCUCAGACUUACCUGGGAAUUGAAAAGCUAUUAGAUCCUGAAGAUGUUGCUGUUCAGCUCCCUGACAAGAAAUCCAUAAUUAUGUAUUUGACAUCUUUGUUCGAGGUGCUGCCUCAGCAAGUUACUAUAGAUGAUAUCCGUGAAGUGGAAACGCUUCCAAGGAAAUAUAAGAAAGAAUGCGAAGAAGAAAUUAGUGUCCAGAGCGCAGCGCCAGAGGAGGAGCGGGCCAGUCCCCCAGCGGACACCCCCAGCACGGUCACCGAGGGGGACAUGGACCUGGACAGCUAUCAGAUAACCCUGGAGGAAGUGCUGACCUGGCUUCUCUCUGCUGAGGACACCUUCCUGGAACAGGGUGACAUUUCUGAUGACGUUGAAGAAGUCAAGGACCAGUUUGCCACCCAUGAAGCGUUCAUGAUGGAGCUGACGGCACACCAGAGCAGUGUGGGGAGCGUCCUGCAGGCCGGAAACCAGCUGAUCACACAAGGAACUCUGACAGAUGAAGAGGAGUUUGAGAUUCAGGAGCAAAUGACCCUGCUGAACGCCAGAUGGGAGUCGCUCAGAGUGGAUAGUAUGGAAAGGCAGUCCCGGCUGCAUGAUGUGCUGAUGGAACUGCAGAAGAAGCAGCUGCAGCAGCUCUCUGCCUGGUUAACGCUCACAGAGGAACGCAUUCAGAAGAUGGAAACCUGCCCCCUGGACGAUGACUUACAAUCUGUGCAGAAGCUGCUAGAAGAGCACAAAAGUUUGCAAAAUGAUCUUGAGACUGAACAGGUGAAGGUGAAUUCAUUAACUCACAUGGUGGUAAUUGUUGAUGAAAACAGUGGCGAGAGUGCUACAGCUGUUCUGGAAGAUCAGUUGCAGAAACUCGGGGAGCGCUGGACAGCAGUGUGCCGUUGGACCGAAGAGCGGUGGAAUAGGUUACAAGAAAUCAAUAUAUUGUGGCAAGAACUAUUGGAAGAACAGUGCUUAUUGAAAGCUUGGCUCACAGAAAAAGAAGAGGCUUUAAAUAAAGUCCAGACGAGUCACUUCAAAGACCAAAAGGAACUAAGUGUCAGUGUUCGACGACUGGCCAUUUUGAAGGAAGAUAUGGAAAUGAAACGUCAAACCCUGGAUCAGUUGAGUGAGAUUGGCCAGGAUGUGGGCCAACUCCUUGAUAGUCCCAAGGCAUCUAGGAAGAUCAGCAGUGACUCAGAGGAACUGACUCAGAGAUGGGAUUCUCUGGUUCAGAGACUAGAAGAUUCCUCCAACCAGGUGACUCAGGCUGUAGCAAAGCUGGGAAUGUCCCAAAUUCCCCAGAAGGAUCUUUUGGAGACUGUUCGGAUAAGGGAACAAGUAACUGUCAAAAAAUCUAAGCAAGAGCUGCCGCCUCCUCCUCCCCCCAAGAAGAGACAGAUCCAUGUGGACGUGGCAACCAAGAAAAACACUUCGUCUUCAAGAUGGCCCUCGAUUGCUGUUACUACUGGCCCUCUUUUUAUGGGUUUAGAAAAAGAGCAGACAGAAAGAAGCCCCAAAUUGGAUGAAUUAAGUCAAACUGGACAAAUCCUUUUGGAGCAAAUGAGAAAAGAAGGUCUUCCGACCGAAGACAUACAAAACAUCCUGGAGAAGGUUUCCUCCGACUGGCAGAAGCUAUCGCAGCACUUGGAAGAUGUGGCAAAGAAGAUUCAGCUCCAGGAAGAAAUAAACGCUUACUCUCAGCAGCUGGAUGAGCUUGAAAAGACCGUGGUGAAAAAGGAGGAGUGGGUAAAACGCACCCCCUUCUCCGAGCCUCCCCAGCAGUCCCUGCCAAGUCUGAAGGACUCGUGCCAGUGGGAAUUAACCAGCCUCAUCGGCCUCCAACCUAAAAUCGAAAUGCUCUGUGCCAACUGCUCGGCCCUGACGUCUCAUCCUUCCGCUCCAGCUUUCGUCCAAGAGAGCUUGGACGGCUUUCUGGACCGCUACCAAGCUGUGCGACAAGAUUUAGAGGCUCGGCAGCGGCAGCUAGAGACUGAACUGAAGAGCCAACCCGGACGUGAAUAUUUGGAAACACUGAGGACCCUGAAAGAUAAGCUGAACGAUUCAGAAAACAGGGCCCAGGCUUCGCUGAGUGUCUUGAAUGAGCUUGAGAAGGUGGAGAUGGUCCUGCGAGAAAAAAAGGCCCUUGAUGAAGUUCUUGAGAAUCAAAGGCUUGCCUUAUAUGAACUGGCGGAGGAAACGAAAGCUCUGGAGAAGAAUGCUCCUCCAGGAGCGGACAAGCUCUAUCGGCAGGAAUUUGACACUGUUCAAGGCAGGUGGGACAAACUGAAGGCCGAGGUUUCCAGAGACCUGCAUCUGCUUGAGGAGAUCGCACCGAAGCUCAGGACUUUUGAGGCUGAUUCAGAAGUCGUUGAGAAAUGGAUGGACGGCGUGAAAGACUUCCUCACAAAAGAACAGACUGCCCAAGGAGACGCUGAAGGACUGCAGAGGCAGCUUGACCAAUGCUCUGCAUUUGUUAAUGAACUAGAAACAGUUGAAUCAUCUCUGAAAGACAUGAAAGAAGUGGAGGCUAGUCUUCGAAGCUGUCCAAUUACCGGCAUUAAAACCUGGGUGCAGACAAGAGUCAGCGACUACCAAACCCAAUUGGAGAAACUCAGCAAAGAGAUUGCUAUUCAAAAAAACAGAUGGUCAGAAAGCCAGGAAAAAGCAGUGAAUUUGAAGAAAGACUUGGCAGAGAUGCAGGAGUGGAUGGCCCAAGCCGAAGAAGAGUACCUGGAGAGGGACUUUGAGUACAAGUCACCAGAAGAACUCGAGAGCGCUGUGGACGAAAUGAAGAGGGCGAAAGAGGAUGUGUUGCAGAAGGAAGUGAGAGUGAAGAUUCUCAAGGACAACAUCAAGUUAUUAGCUGCAAAAGCGCCCUCUGGUGGCCAGGAACUGACGUCUGAGCUGAACGUUGUGCUGGAGAAUUAUCAACUUCUCUGUAACAGAAUUCGAGGAAAGUGCCACACACUAGAGGAGGUGUGGUCGUGCUGGAUUGAAUUGCUCCAGUAUCUGGACCUGGAAACCGCCUGGUUGACCACGUUGGAAGAGCGGAUGAAGGACGCCGCAGCUCUGCCCGAGAAUGCCGAGGCAGUCAAUGAAGCCCUGGAGUCUCUGGAAUCCGUUUUGCGCCAUCCGGCGGACAACCGCACCCAGAUUCGGGAACUUGGCCAGACUCUGAUCGAUGGAGGGAUUCUUGAUGACAUAAUCAGCGAGAAGCUGGAAGUGUUCAAUAGCCGAUAUGAAGAACUGAGCCACUUGGCAGAGAGCAAGCAGAUCUCCUUGGAAAAGCAGCUGCACGUCCUGCGGGAAACUGACCACAUGCUUCAAGUCCUGCAGGAGAGCUUAGCCGAGCUGGAUAAGCAGCUCACGACAUACUUGACCGAUAGGAUAGACGCCUUCCAAGUGCCGCAGGAAGCACAGAAAAUCCAAGCAGAGAUUUCAGCCCACGAGCUAACCCUGGAGGAAUUGAGAAGAAACAUGCGUCCUCAGCCCCUGACACCCCCAGACGGCAGGACGGCCAGAGGAGGCUCUCAGAUGGAUGUGCUGCAGAGGAAAUUUCGAGAGGUAUCCACAAAGUUCCAGCUCUUCCAGAAGCCUGCUAACUUUGAACAGCGCAUGCUGGACUGCCGGCGAGUGCUGGAUGGGGUGCGAGCCGAGCUGCACGUGCUGGAGGUGAAGGACGUGGACCCCGAUGUCUUGCAGACCCACCUGGACAAGUGCAUGAAACUCUACAAAACUUUGAGUGAAGUCAAGCUGGAAGUGGAGACUGUCAUCAAAACAGGAAGGCACAUUGUCCAGAAGCAGCAGAUUGAUAACCCCCAGGAGAUGGACGAGCGGCUGACAUCCCUGAAAGUCCUCUACAAUGACCUGGGGGCCCAGGUGACAGAGGGAAAGCAGACUCUGGAAAGAGGAUCACAAUUGGCCAGGAAAGUGAAGAAAGAGGCUGCUUCUCUCUCUGAGUGGCUUUCCGUUACCGAAGCUGAGUUGGUACAGAAAUCCACUUCAGAAGGUUUGCUUUCUGACUUGGACACAGAAAUCUCCUGGGCUAAGACUGUCCUGAAGGAUCUGGAAAAGAAGAAGGCUGACUUAAGUGCCAUCACCGAGAGCAGCGCUGCUCUCCAGAGCUUGAUCGAGGGCAGUGAGCCGGCGCUGGAGGAGCGGCUCUGUGUCCUGAACGCGGGGUGGAGUCGCGUCCGCACCUGGACUGAGGAUUGGUGCAAUACCUUAAUGAGCCAUCAGAACCAGCUGGAGAUAUUUGAUGGAAACGUCGCUCACUUAAGUACCUGGCUUUAUCAAGCCGAAGCUCUGUUGGAUGAGAUCGAAAAGAAACCAGCGAAUAAGCAGGAAGAAAUUGUGAAGGUACUGAACUUGGAGCAUGAAUUGCACCAGCAGGAGGGGGACCCUUUUGCUGCUGUCUUUUCUUUUGCCGAUUCUCAGGAGCUAGAAUGGCCACAUAAAGGGGACCUAUCGCCAAACUUUAAGAUUAAACAGCAUUCCAGGGGAAAAUUGCUAAUUGGCCGGGACCCAUUGUCAGACCGACAUUGGGUGGGCAAAGAGCCGUGUGCUGCUGGUGUGCCUUCCUCUGACUUGGACAGACUGGAAAAUGACAUACAAACUAUGUUAAGUGUUGUGGACAAACUCUUGGAGUCCAGUGAUGAUGAUGAGAAGAUGGAAGAGAAGGGAGCCCAGAUUGAGGAAGUGCUUCAAAGAGGAGAGCACGUGCUACAUCAGCCGAUGGACGACAGUACAAAAGAAAAGCUCCGAUUGCAGUUAGUCCUUCUGCAUGCGAGAUACAACAAAGUCAAGACAGUCCCCACUCACCAGAGAAAAAUGGGUCAACUCCCUUCUGGAGUUAGAGCAUCGCUCCUCCCCACAGAAUACCUGGUUGAAAUUAACAAAGUUUUACACUCCAUGGACGAUGUUGAAUUAUCACUUAAUACUCCAGAGCUGAGUACUGCGAUCUACGAAGACUUCUCUUUUCAGGAAGAUUCUCUGAAGCGUAUCAAAGACCAACUGGACAAGCAUGGAGAGCAAAUUGCAGUCAUUCAUGAGAAGCAACCAGACGUUAUCCUUGAAGCUUCUGGACCUGAAGCUAUUCAGAUUGGGGAUACACUUACUCAGUUGAAUGUAAAAUGGGACAGAGUUAAUAGAUUGUACAGUGAUCGGAAAGGCUGUGAAACAGUGCGUAGAUCUGUGUUCGGAGUGACACAGGAGGUCAUGGGAGGUGCCCGCCUGCAUUUGGACCUGGAAGAGGGCAUCAGCAGCCACCAGCCUCGUUUUGCAGCACUCAACAGAACUGGGGAUGGGAUUGUGCAGAAACUUUCCUCCACAAAUGGAAGCUUCCUGAAGGACAAGCUGGCAGGUCUCAACCAACGCUGGAGUGCAGUUGUGGCAGAAGUGAAGGAUAGGCAGCCAAGGCUACCAGGAGAAAGCGAGCCGGUGAUGGAGUACAGGACACGGCUGGCUGAGGUGACGUGCUGGUUACGAAAGGCAGACAUGGUGUUGCAGAAGAAAGCCACCACCGGGCUGGAAGAAAACUUGCCAGAAUUAACAGAUUUAACCCAAGAGAUGGAAGUACAAGCUGAGAAACUCAAAUGGCUGAGUAGAGCUGAACUGGAAAUUCUUUCAGAGAAGAGUUUGAGCUUACAGGAAAGAGACAAAAUUUCAGAAAGCUUAAGAAGUGUGACUGCAACGUGGAAUAAGAUAAGCAGAGACGUGCCCAUUGCAUUAAAGGAAUACAGCCAGGAACCCAGUUCUGUGUCACAUCCAAGGAUUGCUGCUCAUCCCAGUGUCCAGAAGGUGGCGCUCGUAUCAUCUGCUCCAGACAUCCCUCUUCCGCCUCAGCGUCCUGCAGAAAUGUCGGUGCCUGCUGAUCUGGAUAAAACCAUAACAGAACUAGCCGACUGGCUGGUAUUGAUCGACCAGAUGCUCAAGUCCAACAUUGUCACUGUUGGGGAUGUCGAGGAGAUCAAUAAGACAGUGUCUCGAAUGAAAAUCACAAAAGCCGACUUAGAGCAGCGCCGGCCUCAACUGGAUUAUGUUUUCACAUUGGCACAGAAUUUGAAAAAUAAGGCCUCCAGUUCGGAUGUGCGAACCGCAAUCACAGGAAAACUGGACAAGGUCCAGAGCCAGUGGGACAGCACUCAGCAUAGUGUGCAGUCCCGGCAGCAACAGCUGGAGGCCAUGGUCGUGGACAGCCUGCAGUGGCAUGAGCUCCGGGAGGAGACCGCGGAACUGCUGCGGAAGGCCGAGGCACAGCGCUACAGCCUGCAGCAAGCCCGCCGGGAUCCGCUCAUCAAACAAAUCUCCGAUAACCACACACUGCUUCAGGACCUGGGCCCGGGAGAUGGGAUCGUGGUGGCGUUCGAUAAUGUCCUGCAGAAGCUGCUGGAGGAAUACGGUCACGAUGACACUCGGAAUGUGAAGGAAACCUCCGACUACUUGAAAUCUGCAUGGAUCCAUCUAAAGCAAAGCAUUGCUGACAGACAGACUACCUUGGAGGCUGAGCUGAGGACAGUGCAGGCCUCUCGUAGGGACCUGGAGAACUUUCUCAAGUGGAUACAGGAAGCAGAAGCCACCGUGAACGUGCUUGCCGAUGCCUCUCAGAGAGAGAAUGCUCUUCAGGACAGUACUCUGGCCCAGGAGCUCAACCAGCAGAUGCAGGACAUCCAGGCGGAAAUUGAUGCCCACAAUGACAUAUUUAAAAGCGUUGAUGGAAACCGGCAGAAGAUGGUAAAAGCUUUGGGAAACUCUGAAGAAGCUACUAUGCUUCAACACCGACUCGAUGAUAUGAACCAAAGAUGGAACGAUUUAAAAGCAAAGUCUGCUAGCAUCAGGGCCCAUUUGGAGGCCAGUGCUGAGAAGUGGAACAGGCUGCUGACGUCUUUAGAAGAGCUGGUCAGAUGGCUGACCAUGAAGGAUGAGGAGCUUAAGAAGCAAAUGCCCAUCGGGGGGGAUGUUCCAGCGCUGCAGCUCCAGCACGAUCAGUGUAGAGCUCUGAGGCGUGAAUUAAAGGAGAAGGAGUACUCUGUCCUGAAUGCUGUCGACCAAGCCCGAGUGUUCCUUGCUGAUCAGCCUAUCGAGGCCCCAGAAGAACCCAGAAGAAACCUCCAAUCAAAAGCAGAAUUGACCCCUGAAGAGAGAGCCCAAAAGAUUGCCAAAGCCAUGCGCAAACAGUCUUCUGAAGUCAAAGAGAAAUGGGAAAGUCUCAAUGCGGUUACGAACAAUUGGCAGAAGCAAGUCGACAAGGCGCUGGAGAAGCUCCGCGACCUGCAGGGAGCUAUGGAUGACCUGGACGCAGACCUGAAGGAGGCGGAGGCAGUGCGGAAUGGCUGGAAGCCCGUGGGAGACUUGCUCAUUGACUCGCUCCAGGAGCACAUUGAGAAAACCAUGGCAUUUAGAGAAGAAAUUGCACCUAUCAACCUAAAAGUUAAGACAGUGAACGAUUUAUCCAGCCAGCUGUCUCCACUUGACCUGCAUCCAUCUUUAAAGAUGUCUCGUCAGCUGGAUGACCUUAAUAUGCGGUGGAAACUUUUGCAGGUAUCUGUGGAUGAUCGCCUUAAACAGCUUCAAGAAGCCCAUCGAGAUUUUGGACCUUCCUCUCAGCAUUUUCUCUCUACGUCGGUGCAGCUGCCGUGGCAAAGAUCCAUUUCACAUAAUAAAGUUCCCUAUUACAUCAAUCAUCAAACACAAACCACCUGUUGGGAUCAUCCAAAAAUGACCGAACUCUUUCAAUCCCUUGCUGACCUGAACAACGUACGUUUCUCUGCCUACCGGACGGCCAUCAAAAUCCGAAGGCUACAAAAAGCACUAUGCCUGGAUCUCUUAGAGCUCAAUACGACAGACGAAGUUUUCAAACAGCAUAAGCUGACCCAGAACGAGCAGCUCCUCAGUGUCCCGGAUGUCAUCAACUGUCUGACCACAACGUACGACGGGCUGGAGCAAAUACAUAAGGACCUGGUCAACGUGCCCCUCUGUGUGGAUAUGUGCCUGAACUGGCUGCUCAAUGUGUAUGACACGGGACGGACUGGAAAAAUAAGAGUGCAGAGUCUGAAGAUUGGAUUGAUGUCACUUUCCAAAGGUCUCUUAGAAGAAAAAUACCGAUAUCUCUUUAAGGAAGUGGCCGGGCCGACAGAAAUGUGUGACCAGCGGCAGCUGGGCCUGUUACUUCACGACGCCAUCCAGAUCCCGCGGCAGCUGGGGGAAGUGGCGGCUUUCGGGGGCAGUAAUAUCGAGCCCAGCGUCCGAAGCUGCUUCCAACAGAACAACAACAAACCGGAGAUAAGUGUGAAAGAGUUCAUAGACUGGAUGCGUCUGGAGCCCCAGUCCAUGGUCUGGCUGCCCGUUUUGCAUCGAGUGGCAGCCGCCGAGACUGCAAAACAUCAGGCUAAAUGCAACAUCUGUAAAGAAUGCCCAAUUGUUGGAUUCCGGUAUAGAAGCCUAAAGCAUUUUAACUAUGAUGUCUGCCAGAGUUGCUUUUUCUCUGGUCGAACAGCAAAAGGUCACAAAUUGCAUUACCCAAUGGUGGAGUACUGUAUACCUACCACAUCUGGGGAAGAUGUCCGAGAUUUCACAAAGGUGCUGAAGAACAAGUUCAGGUCAAAGAAAUACUUUGCCAAACACCCCCGGCUUGGCUACCUACCAGUCCAGACAGUUCUUGAAGGUGACAACUUAGAGACUCCUAUCACUCUCAUCAGUAUGUGGCCAGAGCACUACGACCCUUCUCAGUCCCCUCAGCUGUUCCACGAUGAUACCCACUCGCGGAUUGAGCAGUACGCCACCCGACUGGCCCAGAUGGAAAGGACAAAUGGGUCCUUCGUCACUGACAGCAGCUCUACCACAGGAAGCGUGGAGGAUGAGCAUGCCCUCAUCCAGCAGUACUGCCAGACCCUCGGAGGGGAGUCCCCGGUGAGCCAGCCGCAGAGCCCUGUGCAGAUCCUCAAGUCGGUGGAGAGGGAAGAGCGGGGAGAACUGGAGCGCAUCAUUGCUGACCUGGAAGAGGAACAGAGGAAUCUACAGGUGGAAUAUGAGCAACUGAAGGAGCAGCACCUUCAAAGGGGGCUCCCUGUGGGUUCCCCGCCAGACUCCAUUGUCUCUCCCCAUCACACCUCUGAGGAUUCAGAACUCAUUGCGGAAGCCAAGCUGCUCCGGCAGCACAAAGGGCGGUUGGAGGCCAGGAUGCAGAUCCUGGAGGACCACAACAAGCAGCUGGAGUCGCAGCUCCACCGGCUUCGGCAACUGCUGGAGCAGCCGGAAUCUGAUCCCCGAGUCAAUGGUGUCUCCCCCUGGGCCUCACCGCAGCAUUCGGCUCUGAGCUACUCGCUGGAUCCAGAUCCCGGCCCACAGUUCCAACAGUCAGCGGCCGAAGACGUGUUGUCGCCCCCCCAUGAAACCAGCACGGACCUCACAGAGGUCAUGGAGCAGAUCAACAGCACGUUUCCCUCUCGCUGCCCUAAUCUCCCCAGCAGGCCACAGGCAAUGUGAAGUAGUCAUCCAGCCAAUCGACAUUUCCUGACGUUACAGUAUUGCCCUUUUCAGCAAAUGCCAAUUCCAAGUUCCAUUUAAUCAGAAGCUGCAUGGCUCUGUGACACGUGCCGUUGAGUGGGGACUGUGUGUUCUUCUGAAGGAGUAAAACACUGACUAUCCAAAGAGAAAAGGAUAUUUUUGUUUUUAUAAUAACCAUAUAUUAUUUUCUUCGUCCCUUUCUAUGCAACUGUAAAUUAAUGAACAGAGUGGUAUUUGGAAAUGGUAAUACAUUUGUCACUGAUUUGUAUAAUGUAUACAGCAUUGGGAACGUGGGUGGGGCUUUCUAAUACUAUACAUUUUCAUUAAUCAUGUCAAACAUUGCAUAAGAGUUAGAAGAAAGUUUUUCAUUUUUACAUUCCUUCUGCUGUUCAUAUUAACCUUGUACAAUAAUUUCAUGUAUCUUUUUGACCCUUUCACCAUUACAUUUUGGUUAUUUAUGAUUCAUCAGCCAUAUGACCAAAUAGAUUUUUCUGUAUUUUUUUCUUUGUAAUUUGGCCAAAUCAGUAGGUUCAUAUAUUUCCGUCAGCUAUUCAGUCGCUAUGGGGAGUAGACUACAUACAGCUCUGUGGGUACAGGUGACCUUUGUUUGGUAUCAUCUACUUCCUUCCUUCAUGUGACCACUUUGAUACCUGCCUUGAGAAAUCCCCUGGAGCUCCCCCUGCCUUUGUUUUUUCUGCCUUAGAGAAGUAAGUCACAGUUUCUUUAUUUCAUGUCCGAGUCUAUAUGAGGGGAGACGUACAACAGAAUUAUGAGUUCAAAGAUCGUUCUACCAAAGGUUGUCCCAUGAAGCAAUUGUUCAUUUUGACACGGACACAGACUUUAUAGACAACCUUUCUUCUGUCACACCUGUUGACUUUCACUCAUGAAUUCACACUAGACUUUCAUCUAAUUCUACAAGAGCAUAUUAUUUUCAGUUCCCUUUGAAGACACUUUUGCUAUGACUUAUGCCUUUCAAGCUCGUUAUAAUACUUGAAACUCACAGUAAUUUUCAUUCUAAGAGGUCAACAGAUCCAAUUUAGUGCCUAUGUCAUCUCCCCUUGGUGGGUGAAUGAGCAGGUGUUUGAAUAUCCUUAAUUUGAUCAAUACAUUUGAGAAGAUGUUUGUCAAAAGCCUCUAUCAUGGAGUCUAAAGGAGAAAGUUACUGCUUACGUGGUGGUUCCCUGCUCGUAGCUUUGAGUGCGUUCAGUGAGGUAUUUGGGUCAGUUUCUGGUAUCACAUGUAAUUGACCCCAUUUAAACAUGCCAUUUAAUUACCAAAUGUAGACAAACCCAAACACAAACGAGUCACAAUGACGUGCUUUGAUUUGAUUCCAGUGUCGUAGGCGCUUUUCGAACAUCUUUUUAAAGGACAUCUUAACUUUGGGGUCUCUUUAGCUGGGAUCUGGCCAGAAAGGAGUCUUAAAGUUCGAAAUUGCUAUUCUUUUAGACUAGGUUGGGUGGGUAGAGGGGCGGGGGGGACGAGGGUGUCUAUUUGCAGCAUAGCUAUUUUGAGAAGAAGAAACUUGUUUUAUAGAAGAGGAAGCCGUGACCACCUUUCUACCUCAGACUCAUCUUCAUCCAUCGCGCCGGAAACAGCUUGAUGCAGCUGUUGUUGGCAAAGCCUAGCGCUUUCACCAGGCCACACCUACCCAGACAGGCACCGACAUAGAGGAAAAAACCCCGAACUCUGCACGCCACGUUGUAGAUUGGGUGUCUUCUGUGUUCUUACUUUGCAAAGUUAUGUACUAAUUGGUUUUUUUUUUCUGCCUGUGUUUGUAUGCAAAGUGCCCUCCACUAUUAAGGGGCAGCUACUUAAAAACACUACAUUGUAACCUUCUUCUGAGUAAGAAUAAAUAAAAAGAAGCCUAUUGCAGUAACACCAAGGGGAAAAGUAAAUAUGUAAUUCUUUUAAAAUAUGUGCUGAAGAGCUAAUCACAGACCAUCAUCUAAUCUGGUCACAUGCUGUAUUUUUCAUCCUGAAUAAAAGUAAUUUUAACACACGA